This is a messenger RNA of Lactuca saligna, 1469 nucleotides long. Lineage: Eukaryota; Viridiplantae; Streptophyta; Magnoliopsida; Asterales; Asteraceae. The record is from the annotation of a GenBank genome assembly.
GCUCAUUUUAUGACAAUAUUCAUAUUGUUUGUGUAUACAUGUUGCUUCUCCUUUGCCUCACCGCUUUUUUCUACAAUCGAAUUCCGAUCUGUGUAAUCCUUAUUUCCCUUCUUCCAAAUCGCUUCCAGUUCCCGAUAUCUUCCCGAUUAUUCUAAUCUUUAACCUAAUUUCUUCUACCUCAUCUACUGUCCUUUCUCACUCUUCUCAAGCUGCUACGUGCAAACGCAAUGUGUGUUGAACCGUCCAUAUCUUCCAAUCACCAGUUGUCCCUGCUACGCUAUCUCUUUCACAUACAAUCCAUAAAUAACAAAUAUCCCAACCCUAAAUCGAUUGAAGGAAUAUCGAUUACGAGAGCGAUGUUCUCUACAAAACCCAACCCCCCAAAAAACCUUUUUCGUUUCACUUUAAUCCAGGUAACGCCGCUGAAUCUCGUAAUCGAUUGAGAGUUUCUUUCAUUUAUUUGACGAGUUCGAGAGGGAAGCAGCAAGAAUCAAAAACGCAUACAUGCAUUGCUGCUGCUGCUGGUGGUGCAAUGGUGUCGUAUGCCGGUAGGGGUAGCUGGAGGCGAUGUGGAGGUUGAAGUUUCCUCACGAUAUUUCUGAUUCACAUGUUAAUUUGUCGGUCGAUUGAUUGGUCAACAAUAUCUACAGUUUUUUGUUUUCCUAAAGAUGAAUGGAUGGAGAUGUUGAACAUCUCAAUGAAGCCUAAUUUAAGAGACAGUAGAUGACAUCGAUUGAGAAGAGAAGACGUGGAAGAUGAUAAAGGCAGCAGCUAUGGUUUGCUAUCUAUACCACCGUCAAUUUGCGAUUUGCAGGUGGCGAGUUUGUACUCCAUGGUCGUUGCUUGAAAACACUACAGAGUAUAUAUUUGGUGGAUGAAGCGAAGGAAACAGGAGGGACUAAGUAUGAGGAAAGAAUUGAAACAUGAAAAAGGAAGUCAUUGACAGGUUAAGGAUUGUGUUCAUAGUGAUCGUAGCAGGAAAGGGUAACAAGAAAAAGAGGUUAACAGUUGGCACUGUGGAAGCUAGAAGUGUUGACGAACCCGUUCACAACAUUAGCAAAAAGGCUGCCAAGCGGCUACCUCGCCACAAAAACGUUACCUCCACACCUACUGUCGGACGUCGUGGGUCACCGGAGAAGCUGCCAAAGACCAAAGAUAUAAGUUGGGGAUGUCGUUGUGCUUUCCGCGAGCGAUCAGAAGGCUCUCGGUAUGCCAACAACAUCUCACUCCUUCGUUCCUCCCUAGGGAUUCGACGUCAGACCCGUCGUUGCCGUCAGAAAUGGCUUUUAGUUUCCAUUUCAACUUGUUCCAACGCCACCAGCCGCCUAGUCAGUGGUUGGGAGCUAUGGUCUCGUGUCGUGUAUGCAUAUGUGUUGUUGUUGAACCCGAGAUGUCUUGUGCGAGUGUUGUUAUCAAGAAACCAAGGAAAAGAACCACCAUGGCCGCCAACCAUGGUGCCCACCGCCUAA